Molecule: messenger RNA, 487 nt
Organism: Moneuplotes crassus
Lineage: Eukaryota; Ciliophora; Spirotrichea; Euplotida; Euplotidae
Source: the annotation of a GenBank genome assembly
UUAUAAUAAUAAAAUGUUUUUAGGGAAAAUCAGGAAGACCCUGAUUACCAACAAGUUCUUACCCAAAGCCUUCUUCGGAGGACAUGCUCCAGUCACUGGACGAUUGAUGGCUUCAGAUAAGAUCAUCUGGCUCAACGUUGUUGACAAGAAUGGGGAUAUUAUGAAGGUUGCUUGAAAUGAAGGAGAGCCAAUGCUGAAUGCACUCAGAAGAUCCUUCGUUGAAGGAGUCAUAGGAGACUGUAAAGGAGGAGACUAUGAAUCUCCCCCUUAUGAAAAGCCUUAUGACUUUUACUCAGAAGGACCUUCAUGCAUGAACUGCAAAGUUGAUAUUAAGUCUGAAUGGAAUUCUAAAAUCCCUAAGCCAUCUACUGAAGCCUUUAUUUUGGACAAUAAUGCAGGACUUGUAACCUCUGAUACCAGAUUAUCCUGCUGUGUACAAAUGGAGAAAUGGAUGAAUGGAAUGAUAGUACAAGUUGGCAUCAACUAA